AAAUCUCUUACACGAUUGGUGUAGCUUGGUGUCCGUCUAACAAAGGCGUCGGGCGCGUGCAGGAGAUCGCCACGUUGUUAGCAGAUUCAAGCAGUUUAUACAUCGGCCCUCUCCCCUGGAAUUGAGCUGAAAACAUUAUACAUUGCUGCAUCUUUUCGUAAGCUACUCAAGGAUCAACAUGAGUGUGGGCUUCAUUGGAGCGGGCCAGCUGGCUCAGGCGUUGGUGAAGGGAUUCACAGCUGCAGGUGUUAUUGCAGCACACAGAAUCACUGCCAGCUCUCCUGACACUGACCUACCCACUGUGGCUAGCCUUAGAAAAAUGGGAGUGAACUUCACCACCAGCAACAAAGAGACGGUGCAAAAGAGCGAUGUUCUGUUUCUGGCUGUGAAGCCACACAUCAUCCCAUUCGUGCUGGAUGAGAUUGGCUCAGACAUUGAAGACCGUCACCUGAUCGUGUCCUGCGCUGCUGGAGUGACCAUCGGCUCCAUUGAGAAGAAAUUGGGACAGCACCGGGCCAACCCAAAGGUCAUGCGGCUUAUGACCAACACACCUGUGGUGGUGCGGGAGGGGGCAACGGUGUAUGCCACGGGCACUCACGCGGAGGUGGAGGACGGCCAGCUGCUGGAGCAGCUGAUGAGCAGUGUGGGCUACUGCACCGAGGUGGAGGAGGACCUGAUCGACCCCGUCACCGGCCUCAGCGGCAGCGGCCCAGCCUACGCAUUUACUGCAGUGGAUGCCCUCGCUGAUGGUGGAGUCAAAAUGGGCUUGCCGAGGAGACUGGCUGUGCGGUUAGGAGCUCAGGCUUUGCUGGGAGCAGCCCGAAUGCUGUUGGACUCGGACCAGCACCCUGGCCAGCUGAAGGACAACGUGUGCUCACCAGGGGGUGCCACCAUCCACGCGCUGCAUGUGAUGGAGAGCGGCGGCUUCCGCAGUCUGCUAAUCAACGCCGUGGAGACCUCCUGCAUCCGGACAAGGGAGCUUCAGUUCUUGGCAGACCAGGAGAAGAUCUCGGCAGCCGCCAUUAAGAAGACGACGCUGGACAAGGUGCUGCAACAGCCCGGUGUGGAGGAGUCCAGGGUGGGGGUCCGCACGGGGAUCAGCCUUUUCAACAACAGCAGACACAAGAAGUGAGGACAGAGCUGAUCUGAGGAGCCUUACGUCUCAUCCAUCAUCCCCAGACACAGUCUGUAGGACAUGAACCACACCUCGGAUCCAAACCCCCCCCCCCCCCCCAACCACCUGUAGGAUAUGAAGCCACACACCCCGGAUCCAAACGCCCCUCAACCGCCUGUAGGACAUGAACCCCACACCUCUGAUCCUAAACGCACCCCCCAGCAGCCGUCAGCACUUACUAAGCCUCUGCAGAGCAGGCCGUGUCAUCUGUCUAUCUGUGUCUCUGUCUUUCUGCGCACCCAUGAUCUGCUCUGUCCAUUCUCAUGCUGCUCCUGCCCUCGGCUGUCCAAGUGCAAAUUCCACAUAUGCACAGUGGUAUAGACGCAUAGUAGUUAUUAUACAUGUAAGAGCUACAAUAUCGUAGAUGUUGCCUUUAUUUUGAUAUGACAAACAUAAGACAAAAUAGCCCAAGGUUUACAUUUUUUGCAACGUUUUGAUAUGGACUUCUGUUUCAAUACAUAUGGGCCACCAUUGUCAGUAAUUGAUAGAGGUAGUGAAUGAUCCAUUUCCUCCUCUUCCUAUUUUAAUAUCACUGCUUUCCCCUCAUUAUUUUGACAAUGCUGUUAUGAUUGUUUUUGGCAGCGGACCAUUUAGUCAGUUGUAUCAGCAUCACCCGGUUUAAUCUACGUAUCACUGAAUGUGAAGGAAGCUGAGCCUUCUCAUAAUUAACCAAAAGAUGAUCAAGCCAUGACUGAAAGCCUGAAGAUGAUGGACCAUGCCUGCCUGAGGUCAGCUCUAGGAGAUAUGUAGCUGUGCAUCAGGAGCAAAGAGAAAGUAAAUCAAACAAAACCUGUCCGCAGACCUCCUGAAGUAUGGAGCUGAGAUUAGUGGUUGGAUGGUGAAAGGCCACUGUGCAGUUUCUCUAUCUCCUAUUGAUUAAUCUGUCUAUAUAUUUGUUACAGAUGUGUCAACACACAUAGCAGUUAUUAAUAGCAAUUAUUUACUAUCAUUCGUUAGUUAUGUUAGAUUAUAGAUUGUGGAACUAGUAUUCAUUGUGAAGCCAAUGAAUAUAUUCUUUUUUGCCUUUUCAAUAAUGUAGUGGUGGACUUUUUUACUGUGAUUCUAGUAAGGAAGAAGCACUUUAAAGCUGGACUUUCUGCUCAGGACUACAUACCAACAGUUUUAUGUCUAUCAAAUCCCAGAUCUGUGUGAGCUACGGUCAUGUUGUAUUCUCCUGUCAUGUUACAAAGAGGUGCAAACUGUACUUUCUGUUAUACCAAGGAUAUACACAGUGUUUUUUUUUU
Alosa sapidissima (American shad) is the source of this 2418-nucleotide messenger RNA. RefSeq names its product pyrroline-5-carboxylate reductase 1a (gene pycr1a). Lineage: Eukaryota; Metazoa; Chordata; Actinopteri; Clupeiformes; Clupeidae. Bases 179 to 1132 code for a protein of 317 amino acids. Gene Ontology annotation, biological process: L-proline biosynthetic process. The record is from RefSeq and is a predicted model, not a curated record. The transcript has 8 exons. Gene Ontology annotation, molecular function: pyrroline-5-carboxylate reductase activity.